AGGUUCACCAGGUUCGGCGUUUAAUGUUUUGAUUUAUGAGCCGUGCUGGUGAAUACCCCCCAGAUGUCGUCCGCCUUGACUUGACUUUUCUCUUCCGUCCUCAGCAAACACAGAUACCGGACUACGCCGAGCUGAUCGUUAAGUUCCUGGAGGCGCUGAUCGACAGCUACCUCCCAGCCGCUGAGGAGGAGCGAGGGGAGGAGCAGAUGAGGACGCCCACCUCCCCUUACCCACCCACCAGUCAGAGCCAACUGAGCAUAACUGCCAACCUCAACCUGUCCAACUCCAUGACAUCGCUGGCCACGUCACAGCACACGCCAGGUGUGGACAAGGAGAACGUUCAGCUGUCCCCAAGCUCUGCACUGUCCAGCGGGGGGCGCACUCGCCACGGUUCAGCCAGUCAGGUCCAGAAGCAGCGCAGUUCCGGCAGCUUCAAGAGACCCAGCAUUAAGAAAAUUGUGUGAUCACUCGGCAGGCGAUGUCCCACAAUGCACCACUGAUCUGCUCCACCUCCAGGGUACCAGGCCUCAUGCUGCACUCAACUUUGUUAAGGUUUCCUCCACUUCAAGCUGUGUUGCUUUAGCUGGAGAAGAUGUUCUUCUGUGUUCGGGAAAUCGGGGAGAAAUGAUCCAACUUGGAAUAGCGUGCUUCUUGGGAAUGGUUCGUGUUAGCCAUUGGAUGGAUGGAGAAGUUUCUGGAAGGUUAGGUUUGUUUUUGUUUUUAUUCUUCUUCUUAAUAUUGAAGCUACUCAUCAUACGUCAAAACGAGACUUUUGGGAAUUCUUCUGGAAAUAAAAGUUGAGUUUUUGGACUGCUCACACAUCCUCUGGACUUCCUCAUGACUUAAAACACUCCUGGUCAGUGAGAUGGACCAAAUGACAGUAGCAGCAGCAGCAGCGAUGGCGGCGGCGACAGUGGUGGAUCAGUGGGUCGGGGGCCCUCACCCUGCUCUCCCACUCUUGUACAUAUUUUACAUAUACAGAUAAUGUAUAACCAGUCCUUAGUGCUAAUUUGGAUGUUAAUGUUUUCUCCAUGGUGUGCCUUUGUCAGGGUUUUUUCAGUGUGUACAAUUUGUAAAGUUAAAAGUGGAACCUUGAUGAGGACCGAAGAACAGGUACUAAUUAUGGAGGCGAGCCGUCCAUAUCACCCCCCCCUCUCCCCCCGAGUUCACGUGAGCUGCGUCAUGACUGGCCUCCAAUGAUCGUCAAAUAUACAAUCAUCCAUAUACCCUGUUGCCUGAAAGUAUUUAUCCUGUACAGCUAGAUAGCGCUACAUUAUGAUUUAUUUUUCUUUUUUCUUUUUUUUUUAAACAAAAACACUUUCAAAGUAUCAUGAAGGUAAACAGAACACUAGAGACAACACGACGGUGUAAAUAGCUUUUUUGUGCAAUCGUUUUUAUUUUAGCUCUUUUUUUUGUUUUUCUAAUUAGUGUAAUCUGUGUUUUUCAGCAGCAUUUUAAUUUGUUUACACAGUGGAAAGGAAAUUGUGUAAUAGGCAAUAAUCCUUAACUCCUUUGUCAGACAUCUGUUCCUCUGUGGGCCGCGACACAUCACUCUGUCAGUUUUGUGGAAUACAAUGCCAACUCCAAGUUGCCUUUUAACAUAGAGAUUCAGCUUUUACUACCUUUUACCUCCGGUGACCAUGUGACUAAAGAGGGCAGUGAAUGGAACGACGUUCGAUGCCACAUCCAUCAGUUCACUCACUCUCACCUGUCUGAAGUUUCACCGUUGGCUCUUUAAAGAAAAGAAAAAAACACAUCGACGUAGGUGUCGGCGGUGUCUUCAGUCACACCGGUGCCGAGUCGAUUUCUGUUACUCGCCAAAAAUCAGCAGCUCUGACUUCCUGUCAGUCAGUGACAGGUGAAAAAGUUGGUAAAAACCCAUCACGUUCCCAAACCAUUUGACAGGAUGUGACUAGAAACGUUGUGAGUUGUUGGAUUGUCUUUCACCGUUAAAGGCUGUAGAUUCUCCUGGGCUCCUCGAUCGGUGCCAAAGCUCUGGACCUCGGUCACGAGGCGAGGCGAACUCUCCAGCGACUCUCUUUAUCUGUUAUCCUUAGUCAUAGCAAAUGCUGGUGUAGUGACCUUUCGCUGGAACAGCCAAUGGGAGUGCCCUCCUCCAAACAGACAACCUCUGUGAUUGGUCUGCAUCUCAUUAGCCAUGGCCCAAAUUUUCCCAACUUGAAUUACAUCAACAAAAUUUUAAAAAUAUUAACAGAUAAUUAGAUUAAGAAAAUAUUCAUGCAUUUUUUUGGUUUGCUAUUCCCACGAAUUGACACCAGGGACUAAAGCGUGAUCUCUGUGCUGAUGCUAAAAGCAUACAAACUUAUUAUUAAAACCAUACACUACGUCAACAGUAGUGAGUAUGGGCCGAUCCCUAAUGUACAGACUAACAAUAUGUUCAGAACAUACUCCUGUUUUUUUUUUUUCUUCUUCUCAGCUUCUGGUUGUUUUCUUCGGGGUUGUUUCAAAUACACUUUGUCAUUUUGUCGAAGGCACAGGUGCAUUUCUGUUUUGUUUUUUUUUUGUUUUUGUUUUUUUCCUCAUUAUUUAAUGACAGUGAUUUUAAGCUCCUGACGAAUGUUUCACAUAGUAAGGAAUAGAUAAAUGUGUUAGCUCUAGAUAUCCCAGAUAUUUCCUAGAAAUGAAUACAGUAGUUUAUUGGUGUGAAUGAGUGCACAACCCCCCCCAACCCCCUCUCAAAAAAA
This is a messenger RNA of Cynoglossus semilaevis (tongue sole), 2705 nucleotides long. RefSeq names its product neurofibromin-like. NCBI's taxonomy places the organism in Eukaryota, Metazoa, Chordata, Actinopteri, Pleuronectiformes, Cynoglossidae. The record is from RefSeq and is a predicted model, not a curated record. The transcript has 2 exons. The coding region runs from base 36 to 464 and encodes 142 amino acids.